Platichthys flesus (European flounder) is the source of this 1473-nucleotide messenger RNA. RefSeq names its product ring finger protein 32 (gene rnf32). The transcript has 7 exons. The annotation marks the transcript as partial. Gene Ontology annotation, molecular function: protein binding. NCBI's taxonomy places the organism in Eukaryota, Metazoa, Chordata, Actinopteri, Pleuronectiformes, Pleuronectidae. The record is from RefSeq and is a predicted model, not a curated record.
AAACCGCUUUUACAGGGCUUGAAGUCUAAAGCAAGCAACAAGCUGGUGGUCACCUCCGUUGCCUUUCAAGACCACCUCACAAGGAGCCUGCUGCAGUCAGACUUCUCACUUUCUGACCCUUUGCUGAGAUGCAGAAGAAAAGCCGCCACAAACCCACAUGCAAGAGGACAAGUGGAAGGUUUGCAGAGGCCGGGUGACUGGCGAGACGAGAGAGAAUAUGUUCUGGAUCCGGCUCCUCCAGCUUUAUCAUUAGCUCAGAAGAUGGGUUUGGUGGCUUCCCCAGCAGAGAGGCUGAUGGAGGACGAAUGGAUGCAGGUCAAGGCGAGGUCUGUUCACCAGGGGGAAUCCGCUCAGCCCUGUGCGAUAUGCAGGGAGGAGUUCCGCCUGCAGCCUCAGGUGCUGCUGUCUUGCUCUCAUGUUUUCCACAGAGCUUGUCUGAAGGCCUUUGAGAGGUUCUCUGGGAUGAAGCGCUGCCCGAUGUGCAGGAGGAGGCAGUAUGAAACACGCGUGAUACACGAUGCAGCUCAGCUCUUCAGACACCGGAGUGCUACCAGAAUUCAAGCUUGCUGGCGAGGCUACGUCGCUCGAAAGUGGUACAAGCAUACGAGGAAAACAAUCUGCCCAAAAGACAAACGGCUGCGACGCAAAUUCUUUGAGGCGAAGUUGCAGGAGUUGAAUGACAGCUUUGUCCGAUACUGUCACACGGACACGGAGGCUUUUCUGAGUGAUAUCGACCGCUCCCUGUCAUCAAGCAGACGAGUGUUCCAGCAGCUGGAGAGAAAGAGCGUCUCCGAACCACAGGACAACGACUGGGACCGAAUUCAGAGCCAGGUUAUCCAGAGGGAUGUGUGGGACUGUCCCAUCUGCCUGACUGCACUGUGCAAACUGAACCUCCCGACACAAGCUGCUACUUCCAACCAUCAGCCACCCAGGCGAACCGUGCUCCUGUCCUGUUCCCACGUCUUCCAUCAGCUUUGUUUAGAGGCCUUUGAGUCGUUUACAGCCAACAGCAGACCUUCAUGUCCCCUGUGCAGAUCUGUCUACCACAAAAGACUCAUCUAAAGCAGGGGGCUGGCAGGAAAAGUUCCAGAAAAUGUCUCUGGAGCCACUGACUCGGACAUUUGCCCUGCUACAUUCAGCCCCUCUAGAAAAUAACAGGACGACUUCUUUGUAUGUCUGAAGCUGGAGCUGAGAGGCAGUUGUACUGAGAUUGAAUUUUUUGGUGCAGUGACUUCCUGUAAUCAUCUUAUCACAGGGAGAGAAACCAGCAUCCAGCAUCCUGUUUGCCAAAACCUACUGCACGCACCUAUGAAACCACAAGCUGUAAUUUUUGCACCGUUUGUGUUUGGAUUAAAGAAGUGAGAUUUAAUUUGUUAGCGGGAUUAAGGGCUGCUGAUUUAUUUAACCUUUGGUCAGAGCUUCUCGUCUUUAUGCUAAGCUAAGCUUAUCAGGUCUUGGCUCUUGCACAAAAAC